GUCUAAAUAUCAGCUGAAGAGAACCAAUGUUUUUGUGGACAUUCGGAAAAUGAAAUGUUUUCAAAUGAUGUUUCAUUGGCUUUUGAUAUGAUUAAAAAAGACAGGAUUGAUAUUGUGAGACGAUUACAAACCGAUAAACAUUACGAAAUUGUUAUUCAGUAAGAUUGAUCUGCCAAAGAAUUAUAAUCAGAUGUUACCAAAUUGGAUUUAUGAAAAUAAUAAAUGCAAACAAUGUUCAGGAGUAGAAGCUGGUUUGCUGGAGGUUGGGGUCGUCCCAAAAAUUUGCAUUCUCUGGAACAUCUGAAGUAUCUCUACAAUGUACUUUCCAGAAAUCAAACAGUUUCGGAACACAAUCGAGGGUUAUUGGUUGAAUCUUUGAGGUCAAUUGCAGAAAUCUUGAUAUGGGGUGACCAAAACGAUUCAUCCGUCUUUGAUUUCUUUUUGGAAAAAAAUAUGCUAUCAUUUUUUUUACGGAUAAUGAGGCAAAGAAGUGGUGGAUCCAGCUUUGUAUGUGUCCAGCUUUUACAAACUCUCAACAUUCUUUUUGAAAAUAUAAGAAACGAAACUUCAUUGUACUACCUUCUUUCUAAUAAUCAUGUCAACUCUAUAAUAGUACAUAAAUUUGACUUUUCUGAUGAAGAAGUAAUGGCUUACUACAUUUCGUUCCUGAAGACGCUCAGCUUGAAACUCAAUGCCCAUACAAUUCACUUUUUUUAUAAUGAGCACACAAAUGAUUUUCCACUAUACACCGAAGCUAUCAAAUUCUUCAAUCAUCCAGAAUCCAUGGUUAGGAUAGCAGUGAGAACAUUAACUUUGAAUGUCUAUAAGGUCGAAGAUGCCAGCAUGCUUGCUUUCAUUAGAGACCGAACUGCUGCUCCAUAUUUCUCGAAUAUUGUUUGGUUUAUUGGUAAACAUAUACAAGAGUUGGAUUUCUGUGUGAGGAAUGAUGCUGAUCAUCAAUCUCAAAACAGACUCUCGGACUUGGUAGCUGAACAUUUGGAUCAUCUUCACUAUCUGAAUGACAUUCUUUGUCUGAAUAUAACAGAUCUUAAUCAUGUAUUAACCGACCAUUUGCUACACAAACUGCUCAUUCCCCUGUACAUAUACUCAUUAUCAACAAAUAGGAAGAAAACGUCUGCUAUCGAUGCUUUGUCCCAAAAUCUGAGUAGAUCGUCCUUAACUCCAAAAGGCUCGCAGAACAGUAGUCCAAAAGUUCACGAUCUUACAAACGGCAAGGUAUCGUGUGUCGUAGCUUUAUUUUUGUUGUCGCAAGUAUUUUUGAUAAUAACUCACUCGCCCUUAGUACAAACUCUGGCUUGGAUAAUUUUGAAAACAGAUCGAACUAUUUUCGAAAGCGGCGUCGACAAGCUGUUGGAAUAUUAUGAGAAAGAAAAAGAAAAGAAAAGAUUGGAAGACGAAGCUGGUGCUCAGGCUACAAGUGAUAUUAGUUCUAAAGAUAGUUGUAGUUCUAAGGAGAAUAUUGUAGACGAACAAACUAACCUGAAUAUAACAGACGAAGAAAAAGAAAGGUUGGCAACAAGUCCGACAGAUGGGGUGGCUGCAGUGAUAGACCAUCCUUUUUUGGAAACUGUUUAUGACUCGCUGGACUGUACAGAAAACGAUUACACCUCUUUAUUUGCUCUUUGUCUUUUAUAUGCAAUGGCUAGUAACUCAGGUGUCACCUCAGAUAUCACAGAGCAAGUAUUGAGGCCAAAAAAAUGUUUCAUAUCAAAAUCUUCAACAUCGUCAAAAGACGUUCGAUAUACGUACAAUAGUUAUUUGGUGGAGAAGAUGCUGCAAAUCAUAAUAUUUUCGUGCCAACCAUCUUGCAGAGUCAGACUAGUAACUUUGGAAUUAUCACUUAAGUUAUUCGUCCAGCUUGUGAUGUGUGAUGGGAAAAAUAUCCUUUUAGAGUCACAUAAAUUAACGAUUGAUACUGCCAAAACCCAGAGUACAGCAUUAUUGAGGAAUUUUUAUAAAAGCGAAGAGAUUUUUUUGGAUAUGUUCGAACAUGAGUACUGUGAUAUGUCUAAAGGUUCUCUUAAUGUCGAAUGGCUAUGUAUGGAUAGUGCAAUCUUAUUGCCUCCAACUGGAACUCCUAUGACUGGUAUUGAUUUUACUAAAAGACUGCCCUGUGGAGAGGUGGAACGUGCCAGAAGGGCUAUCCGGGUGUAUUUUUUGGUAAGGAACUUGGUGCUAACAUUGAAUGGUGAAAUAGAAACCCAAUUGCCAUUGACGAACCCGCAGAGCUGUGUGCAGAUCGAUCAAGCGCUGGACCUGAACAACUCUGAUCUUAUCGCCUGCACUGUAGUUUGGAAAGACGGCACCAAAAUGAGAAGGUUCUUAGUGAUCGAUAUUCUUCAACUGAUUCUUGUGGAACCCGACACGAAACGGUUAGGGUGGGGUGUAGCGAAAUUGGUAGGGUUCUUGCAAGACAUUGAAGUUACUGGAGACAAGGAUGAUUCUCGAUGUUUGCACAUCACUAUUCACAGGCCGAUAUCUGGAGCUACAACGAAUAGGGUGCCAUUACUAAAUGCCAAGUUUGUGUUUGAUGAUAACAUCCGGUGCAUGGCUGCUAAACAAAGGUUAUCUAAGGUGAGUAGUUUGCAAGUGAAUUUGAUGAUCCCAGCAUUUGCAGGUCAGGGUUCCUAUACUGGGAGGACGACCAUUCGAGGCAGUAGAGAAAAUCGACCCCUAUUCAAUAUCUCAAGAGGCCCUGGUUUUGCAGCACCAAGAAGAGAAAGUUCACCUGGAAUAAUACACAGAGCAGAUGAAACUCGCAGGAACAGAGAUGUAGAUAGCCCCAACAAGAAAGACAAUGGCCGAAAAGACCUCAAAUCACGUGACAACUCGACAAACAGGCUUAGAUCAAGAGAGGGGUCUCCUCGAAUGCCGAGGCCUAGGUCAGAAGAAAUACCAUUGGAAUUAAUCAAAAAAGCACCCAGUUCUGUUAUUGAUAUGGCGCCAAAGAUCACAAUAGUUCCAAGGCCACAAACGCCAAGAACUAUUGUUGAAACUGAACCGUCCACUUCUAAUGGAAGUCAAACUCCUGUUAAAGAAGUGAUUGCUGUGGCAUCUAUAUCAGAAGAAACAUCAUUCAUUGCUGAUGAACUAAAUGGAGAUGGUGUUGAUUCAUAAUGGUCAUUUGGAAGACUAUUUGUAAAUAGCUUGGUAUAUUUGGACAUCUUUGUCACUGUUGUAAAUUGAAAUAUCAUAUGUAAAUAAAUUAUUAAACACAAGUGA
Leptinotarsa decemlineata (Colorado potato beetle) is the source of this 3243-nucleotide messenger RNA. RefSeq names its product C-type lectin domain containing ema (gene ema). Gene Ontology annotation, cellular component: Golgi apparatus; late endosome. The record is from RefSeq and is a predicted model, not a curated record. Lineage: Eukaryota; Metazoa; Arthropoda; Insecta; Coleoptera; Chrysomelidae. Gene Ontology annotation, biological process: vacuolar transport; regulation of autophagosome maturation; endosomal transport.